Messenger RNA from Arabidopsis arenosa, 1525 nucleotides. NCBI's taxonomy places the organism in Eukaryota, Viridiplantae, Streptophyta, Magnoliopsida, Brassicales, Brassicaceae. The record is from the annotation of a GenBank genome assembly.
AAAUCUUCAUCUCUCUCUCCAACUCUCUUCUCACCAGAAGCUGAGUAUGGAUCUCCUCACACCACUCAUCUUCCUCAUCCUCCUCUCACCAAUUCCUCUCUCAGAUGCUGGUUCCAUCGGAGUAAACUACGGUCGAAUCUCAGACGAACUACCAUCAGCAUUCAAAGUAGUCCAACUCCUUAAAUCUCAAGGAAUCAACAGAGUCAAAAUCUUCGACGCAGACCCAUCAGUUCUCAAAGCUUUAUCUGGAUCUGGAAUCAAAGUCACCGUAGAUCUCCCCAACGAGUUACUCUUCUCCGCCGCCAAAAGAACUUCCUUCGCCGUCUCAUGGGUCAAACGUAAUGUAGCUGCUUAUCAUCCUUCAACACAGAUAGAAUCAAUCGCUGUUGGUAACGAAGUCUUUGUUGAUACACACAACACUACAAGCUUCUUGAUCCCUGCAAUGAGAAACAUUCACAAAGCUCUUAUGAGUUUCAAUCUCCACUCCGACAUUAAAAUCUCCUCUCCUCUUGCUUUAAGCGCUCUUCAAAACUCUUACCCUUCUUCCUCCGGUUCUUUCCGACCAGAACUCGUUGACUCUGUUAUCAAACCAAUGCUUGACUUCUUACGUGAAACUGGUUCAAGACUUAUGAUCAAUGUGUAUCCUUUCUUUGCUUAUGAAGGAAACUCUGACGUCAUUCCUUUAGAUUAUGCUUUGCUUAGAGAGAAUCCAGGAAUGGUUGAUUCAGGUAAUGGUUUAAGGUACUUUAAUCUCUUUGACGCUCAAAUCGACGCCGUUUUCGCAGCAAUGUCGGCUUUAAAGUACGAUGAUAUCGAAAUCAUUGUGACGGAAACUGGUUGGCCGUCAAAAGGAGAUGAGAAUGAAGUCGGAGCUACUUUAGCAAACGCAGCUUCUUACAACGGAAACUUAAUCCGUCGGAUCUUGACACGUGGAGGUACACCGUUACGUCCUAAAGCAGAUCUGACCGUUUAUCUAUUCGCUCUGUUCAACGAGAACAAGAAGUUAGGUCCAACGUCUGAGAGAAACUAUGGACUCUUCUUCCCUGAUGAGAAGAAAGUCUACGACAUUCCUUUCACAACAGAAGGGCUUAAACAUUACCGUGACGGUGGUCAUACUCCGGUCACCGGAGGAGAUCAGACCACCACGAAGCCUCCGAUGAGCGGAGGCGUCUCGAAGAGUUUAAAUGGUCAUUCUUGGUGUGUAGCUAAUGGUGAUGCUGGUGAAGAAAAGUUACAAAGUGGUUUAGAUUAUGCUUGUGGUGAAGGUGGUGCUGAUUGCAGUUCGAUUCAACCUGGUGCUAACUGUUACAGUCCUGAUACACUUGAGGCUCACGCUUCGUUUGCUUUCAAUAGUUAUUAUCAGAAGAAGGGUCGUGCCGGUGGGAGUUGUUACUUCGGCGGCGCCGCUUACGUCGUUAGCCAACCACCGAAGUAUGGAAGAUGCGAGUUCCCGACAGGAUAUUAAGGAAGAAGAAGAUUUAAGUUUAGAUUAAUUUCUGCUAUAUAAUAUAUUCGUAUUUUGAUG